UCAGGCGUGACGUCACCUCGCGUCAGCGUCCGUCACUUUUCAUGUGUGCCAUGCCGUGUGUCCGAACGAAGUGUGUUUAAUGUCUUUUGCGAUCUCAGGCAGCCUGUUACUUUUAGACAGUCACUUGUGGUCAGGUCACGAUGUCUUUCAUAAGAGUUAUUUUAAAAACGGUGGUGGUUCUUGGUUUUCUGGUGUUGUCUGUUCAGUUUAUAAGAUACUGGAUGGCAAAUAAACAGUAUGUCUUUACAAAAGAAGACGUUGCCAGGUUAGCCAAACAGUAUGCAGGCCAGGACCACGAGCAAGCCUUCUCUAAGGUGGUGCUGGAGCUGAGGAAGAGGUACCCGGGUCACAUCCUGCCCGAUGAGGACCUGCAGUGGGUGUUUGUGAACGCGGGCGGCUGGAUGGGCUCCAUGUGUCUGCUGCACGCCUCUCUCACGGAGUAUGUGCUGCUGUUUGGGACAGCCGUGGACACAGGCGGACACUCAGGUCGCUACUGGGCAGAAAUAUCCGACACUAUAAUUUCUGGGACGUUCAGGCAGUGGAAAGAAGGAAGCACUAAAAGUGAGACUUACUAUCCAGGAGACACGAUCGUGCACGCGGCGGGAGAAGCCACGUCAGUGCAGUGGAGCGCCGGGACCUGGAUGGUGGAGUACGGCCGAGGAUUCAUCCCCUCCACGCUGGGCUUCGCUCUGGCCGACACCGUCUUCAGCACACAGGACUUUCUCACUCUGUUUUAUACUGUACGUGUUUAUGUGAAGGGUAUGAUCCUGGAGGCUAGCACUUUCCUCACUGAGACCGGUGUCCUCUGAAACACACGCGCUAUUCUGAUAAUUGAUCACAACAUCAGGUGUUCGUUUGCUAAUGGAGAAAUGCUGAAUUGUCCGUAUAGAAAGCACUUAAUGUAAUUACUUUUCCAAUGAUUAAAGUUUUAUUUUCCAUACUGUACAAAGAGUUUAUCAAAUGUCUUUUCUAAAAGUGAAACAUAUUUGUCGGUCAACAAACAGUUUGUGAUCCAGUGUCUGUGUCUGAACAUGGCAAGAUGUUUCAGCAGCUCAAUAUUGUCCAGAAACGGUUAAUACGAGGUAUAGAUAAAAAUCAGAAGAUAGUUUUCCGUAUUUCCAGAUCAGACUCUUCAGUAGACAUUGAAUGUUAAUUGUUGCUUAAUUUUUUAUGAAAUACAAUUACUGUUCAAAACUGAUGUGUCUUUGUUCAGACAGAAUAAAACCAUUAAUCAGUAUUGUUGAA
Molecule: messenger RNA, 1245 nt
Organism: Carassius auratus (goldfish)
Lineage: Eukaryota; Metazoa; Chordata; Actinopteri; Cypriniformes; Cyprinidae
Product: sigma non-opioid intracellular receptor 1
Exons: 4
Coding region: 141-809 (222 amino acids)
Cellular component (GO): endoplasmic reticulum
Source: RefSeq, a predicted model, not a curated record